CCCUCUUUCCCCUCAAACCAGCUUCUCUUCCAUUCUUCUCUCUGCAUUUUCUUUGCUUCCUCUCGUUUUCCAUUUCUGGGUCUUCUUCAUUUCGCUAUGACCCUCAUCAAAAUCAGCAAGCUCAGCCCGAAACGUCUCUUUCGGUCCAAGAAGGACCGGUCCACGGUCUCCAGAUCCGACCCAUCAUCUUUUAGCUCCGGCACCACUUCUUCCGCCUCAUCCGACACCUCAUCCACCCAACACAAGCCCCGUUCGACCAACGUCGAUGUCGGGACACCGACUAGCGUCCUUCCCGAAAUUUCGGGUGACUGGUCCGAUAUUUAUCUGGAGCUUCUUCAGGCUUUUAAGAUUAUAGACAGUGACAACGAUGGGAUUGUCUCGAGGAGCGAGCUUGAGGCGUUGCUUAGCCGGCUCGGGGCGCAGCCGCCGAGUCGGGAGGAGGUGGCGACGAUGGUGAGGGAGGUGGACAGUGACGGCGACGGGUGUAUAAGCGUGGAGGCCUUGAUGAGCCGGAUGGGUUCGGCUUACGAGCCGGCUUGUGACGCCGAGUUGAGAGAGGCGUUCGAGUUUUUCGAUACGGAUCACGACGGGAGGAUCACGGCGGAGGAGUUACAGGGAGUGUUCGCGGCUAUCGGGGAUGGUCGGAGCACAUUAGACGAUUGCCGGCGGAUGAUAGCCGGGGUUGAUAAAAACGGAGACGGGUUCGUGUGCUUCGAUGACUUCUGUCGUAUGAUGGAGCUUCAGGCUUGAUCGUGAUAGACAAGCUGAUCAAUCGAGUGAUGGUGAUGCUCCUGAUGAUCAUAGACCGUUCAAGUGCUUAAUUUUUUUCUCGCUUACUUUUUAUUUUUAUGUGUGUGGGACCUGUUGGUUACGGGGGAAAAUAGGAAGGAUCAAUCGGACGGUUGUGGUUGGCUGAUCAUGAGAUGAAAUAUAUUAUAAGAGAUGUAUCACAUAAUCAUCAAAUUGUUAAUAAUCUUUUAAUGAUGUGAUUUGGUUAAACCAUAUGUUUGAGUAUUUUUUGUGUCAA
Tripterygium wilfordii is the source of this 1027-nucleotide messenger RNA. RefSeq names its product probable calcium-binding protein CML36. Gene Ontology annotation, molecular function: calcium ion binding. The transcript has a single exon. The coding region runs from base 97 to 750 and encodes 217 amino acids. NCBI's taxonomy places the organism in Eukaryota, Viridiplantae, Streptophyta, Magnoliopsida, Celastrales, Celastraceae. The record is from RefSeq and is a predicted model, not a curated record.